AUGGAAAGGCAUCAAAUGGGAAAUUUACCUGUGCAACGUAUAACUCCCACUCGUCCAUUUUACGUAUGUGGUGCCGAUUACGCAGGUCCUUUUCUAUUGCGUGAUAGAAGAGGACGAAAAUAUAACGAAAUUAAAGCCUAUAUUUCAUUGUUUGUCUGCUUUUCUACGAAAGCAAUCCAUCUUGAAGUUGUUUCAGAUCUCACGUCUGAAUGUUUUUUGGCUUCUUUAAGACGUUUUGCUUCGCGACGCGGCAAACCCUAUGAAAUUCAUUCAGAUAAUGGCAGCACUUAUGUUGGUGCAAAAAAUGAACUUUACCGAUUUUUUGACGAAAAUAAUACUCGAAUUCAUGACAGCCUUUUGAAUGACGGAAUUCAAUGGCGGUUUAUCACUCCACGAGCUCCACAUCAAGGCGGACUGUGGGAAGCUGGGGCAUGCCUCAACUCCAGGCCACUAUGUUCCCUGUCUCAAGAUCCUUGCGAUGCAACAGCUCUUACACCCGCACAUUUUAUAAUCGGAGACACACUUACUGCAAUACCUGAUCAUGACUUCUCUGAUUGUAACGAAAACAGACUUUUACGUUAUCAAAGGCUUCAGCGGAUGCUACAGCACUUUUGGACUAGAUGGGCAAAGGAAUACGUCUCCACCCUUCAAGAACGUGUAAAAUGGAAGGAAAAUUGUCAGCAAAUGAUUAAGGUUGGCGCACUUGUCAUCUGCAAAGAAGAUGGUCUACCACCACUUAAAUGGAGGCUAGGACGAAUAAUUGAAGUUCACCCUGGGAGCGAUGGUAUUGUCCGAUCGGUUACGUUCAAGACUUCAUUAGGUGUCCUUAAGAGACCAGUAGUGAAACUGUGCGUGUUGCCGAUAGACUAA
Molecule: messenger RNA, 870 nt
Organism: Anthonomus grandis grandis
Lineage: Eukaryota; Metazoa; Arthropoda; Insecta; Coleoptera; Curculionidae
Exons: 2
Coding region: 1-870 (289 amino acids)
Biological process (GO): DNA integration
Molecular function (GO): nucleic acid binding
Source: RefSeq, a predicted model, not a curated record